Dalotia coriaria is the source of this 900-nucleotide messenger RNA. RefSeq names its product succinate dehydrogenase, subunit D (gene SdhD). Gene Ontology annotation, molecular function: heme binding; ubiquinone binding; succinate dehydrogenase (quinone) activity. The coding region runs from base 141 to 692 and encodes 183 amino acids. Lineage: Eukaryota; Metazoa; Arthropoda; Insecta; Coleoptera; Staphylinidae. Gene Ontology annotation, biological process: tricarboxylic acid cycle; mitochondrial electron transport, succinate to ubiquinone. The record is from RefSeq and is a predicted model, not a curated record. Gene Ontology annotation, cellular component: membrane; mitochondrial envelope. The transcript is spliced from 4 exons.
GUACUAUUUAGUUACUUCCUAGUGAUUUUUGGCUUCUCCCGUUAGUAUACCUGCACAAUUUUACAUUUUACAACUUGACAUUCGCCUGUUUUCCGAUCGAAAAGAAUUUCCAUCUCAAACACAUCCUAACUUUCACCAAGAUGGCAAUGUCGGUAUUUCUCCGCAACGGAGCCCGCAGCUCAGUGGUGCUUCCCAAUCUAUUCAAAAACCAAAGCCUUGUCACUCGUCUUGCCGGCCAAUACUCGCCGCUGCAACAAGCACUGAAGAAGGAAACCACUUUGGUGCAGAGGGUUAAAGAUGUCUGCAUUAAGUCCCCAAACAAGAAGAAUAUGUCCAUGAUGUCUGCACCAAAACACUGGACUAUUGAGAGGGGACUCAGCAUUGCAUUGUAUGCUUUUAUUCCCACUGCUAUUGCACUGCCAGGCAACUCAAUGUUUGAUGAUAUUGCUAUCAUUGGCAUGUUGCUCCACAGCCAUUGGGGUCUAGAAUCAAUCGUAGUUGAUUACGUCCGCCCUAUUCUCUUCGGCCACGUAAUUCCGAAGAUUGCCUUGGUUGCACUGCACCUGGUGACCAUCUUCGCCAUGGGCAGCCUCCUCUACUUCAACCACAAUGACAUUGGUUUCGGCCAGGCCGUCCGCAACCUGUGGACGCUCGAACCCAAAGGCACCAAGCAACAACAAGUUGCAGCCUAAAUCAAUCUUCAACCACAACUUCACAUCGGGGGGUUUUAGCUAGUUAUUCCCAUCAAAACAGCACACCAUCAAAAUCGGGUAAAACAAAUGUAUUAUAUUUAUAUUAUUGUCAAUGUGUCAACUGGCCGCUUCGAGUUUGCCGAGAAACCAAAGCCGCUACGCGCAAAUUCGACGAAUUGAAUAUAUAAUUUAUUAUAACUCUUAAAAA